Suillus subalutaceus is the source of this 1022-nucleotide messenger RNA. RefSeq lists its product as uncharacterized. The transcript is spliced from 5 exons. The record is from RefSeq and is a predicted model, not a curated record. NCBI's taxonomy places the organism in Eukaryota, Fungi, Basidiomycota, Agaricomycetes, Boletales, Suillaceae. Gene Ontology annotation, molecular function: zinc ion binding; nucleic acid binding. The coding region runs from base 49 to 969 and encodes 306 amino acids.
AUCACAUCAAGUGCACACCUCAAUCUGCGCUGCGUCAAGAAACUAACGAUGACACGGAUCACGGAUUUUGGUCGAAAACGCACGCAUGUGCAAGCAGGCUUUCCUGAUGAUUCCGAGCCUGUUGAAGAACCGGCAGAGCCACACGCUUCGACGUCCACUUUACCAUCCGAGAGCCAGCCACACGAUCAAGUUCCUCCAAAAAAGAAAAGAAAACGAACAAAAAAAACCAAAAGAAGAAAAUGUGAGGACAAGGCACAGGAUGCGGGUGAUUCUGAAACAACAAAAGUUGUGCCCAAGAAGAAACUGAAGGAUAAACGGAAACCGAAGACUCGGCCAGAUCCUGCUCAACGUUCCGAAUCGAGACGCCAGAAACGAAUUGCAGAGAAAUACGCAGACACUACUUGUUUUGCAUGUCGCCAAAAAGGGCACACUGCAAGAGACUGUCCAACCAUACGUAAUGAAGCUGGUGGUGGUGGUGGUGGUAGUAGUGUGGCGAGACAAAGAACUGUUGGAAUAUGUUAUCGUUGUGGUUCAAAUCAGCAUACUCUCUCGCGAUGCAAUGCCCCAGAAGACCCUCAUCAUCCUCUUCCGUUUGCAUCAUGUUUCGUGUGUUCUGGUAAGGGUCACUUAGCAUCAUCUUGUCCACAAAACAAGGACAAGGGUGUCUAUCCAAAUGGAGGCUGUUGCAAACUCUGUGGCGAAACGUCUCAUUUGGCCAAGGACUGCGGACUGAGAAAACAAGCUCAAUCUGGAACCGCAACUUUUGUUGGGACGGGCCAAAGCGCUGGUGCGGAUGAAGAUGACUUCCACACAUUCAAGCGGCAGAAUGCGGAUGUAGACAGAGAUAUAAAGAAAGAUGAGAGAGCAAAGAAAAAGGCGGAUGUAAAGUUGGGAUCGUACACAGGAACAGUGAAAGCCUUUGGCACCCCUGCCGGAAACUCUGCGAAGGUGAAGGUCGUUUACUUUUGAGUACCGAGAUCCCCUUAUAGACCAACUAUCGAGUUCCCACUGACUUUGGAUUU